AUGGAUGAAUACACACCCGACGCUAUCGUCAAUCGUGACGAGCCUAUCCCUCUCAUCUCUCCCGGUCAUCAUGGAUCCAAGCAAGCGAACGCUUCGAGGCCGACGACAGGGCACAAGCGCUUCCCCUCGGGGGUUGGACGGUCUCUGCAAGACCGACUCUUUACCAAGCUUCUCGAACAAGUAGUCCCCACCGACAAUGUCAACGAUGAUACUGUGUUUGUCGGCGAUAAGCCCGCCGCAGACCCGAAACGGCCAGCAUUUAGUCUGCCUCUGAUGGCCAACAACUUCCGCCGAUUCAAUGCAAGAAUUGGCGUGGUAUUUCACUUUCAGAACCAAGUGGAGCGUCUCCUCAGCUGGAAGAAGCCGUCUCACACGUAUUCCUUCCUCUUUGUCUACUCAUUUGUCUGCCUUGACCCUCACCUACUGGUCAUUCUUCCCUUGGCAUGCUUCUUGCUCUUCGUGAUGGUCCCGGCAUUUCUGGCUCGCCACCCCCCGCCUCCAUCAACCUCCACCUCCAGCAUAACCCCGUACUACUCAUAUCAAGGCCCAGCCCUUGCGCCAGCAAGGACCAUCAAGCCAGCCUCUGAAACGUCGAAGGACUUCUUCCGCAACAUGCGCGAUCUGCAAAAUUGCAUGGCCGACUUCUCUGACCUCCACGACGCCACGGUCUCAGUUUUCGCCCCCUUGACCAAUUUCUCGAACGAGAAGCUCUCCUCAUCAGUCUUCCUACUCUGCAUGUUCACAACAGCGUUGAUGUUUCUGACCGCCCACCUCAUGCCAUGGAGGUACAUCCUCCUCGUUGGUGGCAAUGCUGCUAUCCUCUCGAGUCACCCCCGGCUUCGCGAGCUCUUCCAAAACAUCUCCAUCGACCUCGCCGGCGAAUCUGCGCCCGAAAAGCUUCCACAGAAAGAGCAGGUUCCCGACAUGCUAGGGCUACCAUCUUCACCGUCCGCCGCCAUGUCUCUUAUGGGAUCCAUAGCUGAUAUCUCCCUGGACACCUACUCCGAGGAGCGGGAAGUCGAAAUCUUCGAGAUUCAAUACCGCUCGCUCGCGCCCUACUCUGAAUCAGUAUGGGACCACUUUCUUUUCAGCCCUAUGCCGUAUGAUCCACUGUCACCGUCGCGCAUUGCCGGUGACCGCCCCAAGGGCUGUCGCUUCUUUGAAGAUGUCCAGCCGCCGCGGGGCUGGGCCUGGAAGAGUAAGAAGUGGGAGCUGGAUCUGGACUGUCGAUCUGGAUUCUGA
This is a messenger RNA of Aspergillus terreus NIH2624, 1242 nucleotides long. Its product is annotated as PEX28-32 family peroxisomal membrane protein. Gene Ontology annotation, biological process: peroxisome organization. Gene Ontology annotation, cellular component: peroxisomal membrane. The record is from RefSeq and is a predicted model, not a curated record. The transcript has 4 exons. Bases 1 to 1242 code for a protein of 413 amino acids. NCBI's taxonomy places the organism in Eukaryota, Fungi, Ascomycota, Eurotiomycetes, Eurotiales, Aspergillaceae.